AUGAAUUUCACACCUGUGGAAAGCAAUGUGUCAGGAGCUGUGCCCUCCAAGGUCACGUUGUUUACAGGUAUUGACAAGGUUAUGAUCAUUGUUUGUCUGGGCAUCACCAUCAACUACAUCAAUGCUACCAUGGUCCACACAUUCAGCAAACACCACAUCUUCAAGGCGAACCCUCGCUUUAUCCUUUUUAUCCACCUGGUGUUCAACGACAUGAUCCAGCUGACAGUCAGCAUCUCCAUCUCUGUCCUUGGUUAUGUCUUUGAUACGAUCCAUGUCUACAUCUGUUUUCUCUUCAUGUUGCCGGCCAUCCUCGCCACACAGAACACCCCUCUGAAUCUGGCUUUCAUGGCAGCAGAGUGUUACAUUGCUGUCUGCAAUCCCCUCCGCUACAACAACAUAUGCACAGUCAAAAGAACAUAUAUUGUUAUUGGCAUAAUCUGGGCAUUAAGUUCACUUUCUGUACUGCCAGAUGUCUUCAUUCUUUUGGCCACUGAACCUCUGGAGUUCUUCCAUACCAGAGUUUUCUGCUUGAGGGAUAGAGUGUUUAGGAGUGCCUACAGUGUAAAGAAGAGGAAUGCAUCCCACAUAUUGUUUCUGGUCGUGGUUUGGCUCACUCUGUUCUACACUUACGUCAGAAUUUUGUUUGUGGCCAAAGCUGCUGAUGCAGAUGCUAAAAAGGCAAAAAACACGAUCCUGCUUCAUGGUUUUCAGGUGCUGAUGUGUAUGAUGGUGUACGUGCAACCUUUGUUAAUUCAAGUUCUUAUAUACGUGUUUCCGGGACAGUUCAGAACGACAUACUUUGCUUUUUAUGUUAUAAACCAAAUCCUCCCUCGCUUUGUUAGUCCUAUUGUCUACGGGCUACGAGAUAAGACUUUCAGGAAGUACUUCAAAAAGUAUCUGUGUACAUUCAUCGGCUGCUGA
This is a messenger RNA of Larimichthys crocea (large yellow croaker), 921 nucleotides long. Its product is annotated as odorant receptor 131-2-like. Gene Ontology annotation, cellular component: membrane. Gene Ontology annotation, molecular function: G protein-coupled receptor activity; olfactory receptor activity; odorant binding. Gene Ontology annotation, biological process: detection of chemical stimulus involved in sensory perception of smell; G protein-coupled receptor signaling pathway. The transcript is spliced from 3 exons. The coding region runs from base 1 to 921 and encodes 306 amino acids. The record is from RefSeq and is a predicted model, not a curated record. NCBI's taxonomy places the organism in Eukaryota, Metazoa, Chordata, Actinopteri, Sciaenidae.